CCGAGGGUUGUCCCUGAAGCUUGAGUCCUAUCUCGUGUCUUUUCUUAACCCGGCCGCUGGCGGCGCAGACACCUUUAUCUGGCGCAGACCGCCCUUCACAGCCCGGCCCCGUUGGUUUCCCCGCCCCCUGCGGCGCCUGGCCCGGCCCCGAUCCCUGCAGCACCCGGGGGCCCCGAGUGGCCGUGGGAGGGAUGAAGGCGGCCAGUAGGCGCCAGUUCACUUCCGAAUCUCGGUUUCCUUAUUCCAGCCCUGAUGGCUGGUGAUGCGAACCGCGCAGGGUUGUUGGGAGGCUGGCGUGACCUCAGCGGCAUUAAAGGCUUCCCGGAGUCAGUAACAUGAUAGCCAAGCUUGCCAAAACCUGCACUCUGCGCAUCAGCCCGGAUAAGUUGAACUUCGUCCUCUCGGACAAGGUGGCCAAUGGAGGGGUGAGCAUGUGGUGUGAGCUGGAACAGGAGAACUUCUUCAGCGAAUUUCAAAUGGAAGGUGUCUCCGCAGAAAACAAUGCGAUUUAUUUAGAGCUAACAUCGGAAAAUUUAUCUCGAGCCUUGAAAACUGCCCAGAAUGCCCGAGCCUUGAAAAUCAAGCUGACUAAUAAACACUUUCCCUGCCUCACAGUUUCUAUAGAGCUGUUAUCCGUGUCAAGCAGUAGUCGUGUUGUGACACAUGACAUCCCUGUAAAGGUUAUUCCUAGAAAACUGUGGAAAGACUUACAAGAACCGACGGUCCCAGACGCUGACGUUAGCAUUUAUUUACCAGUCUUGAAGACUAUGAAGAGCAUUGUGGAGAAGAUGAAAAACAUCAGCAAUCACCUUAUUAUUGAAGCAAACCUAAAUGGAGAAUUGAACUUGAAAAUAGAAACUGAACUAGUGUGUGUUACAACUCAUUUUAAAGAUCUUGGAAAUCCUCCACUAGCUUCUGAAAAUGCUUCUCAAGAUAGAAACUCAGAACAAAUGGCUCAAGUGCACAUAGACAUUAGGAAGCUCCUACAGUUCCUUGCUGGACAACAAGUAAAUCCUACAAAGGCCACAUGCAAUAUUGUGAAGAACAAGAUUGUUCAUUUUGACCUGCUCCAUGAAGACGUCUCCCUGCAGUAUUUCAUCCCAGCGUUGUCGUAACCCCACCUACGGUAUCGGGGAGCUCAGGGACCUUGUUCUGGACCCGAAGAGGCUGUAGGGUGAUGUGUUCUAAGUCAUUUGUCUCUGUCCCCAUAGCAGUGGAAUCCUAUGUAUUUUUACUUUUUUUUCCCUUCUAUAAUAUUUUAACUAGAAAUUGAAUUAAUGAAUUAAUGAAACACAGUUGGAUAAACAUUUCUUCAUAUUAUUUCUUUAUUCUGUCUGCUUUGUUUUGCCUUUAAGAUGUUGAAAAGUUAAAAUUUAUUUAUUCAGACUUUAAACUUUCUUAUUAAAGUUUUAAAAAUC
Messenger RNA from Balaenoptera ricei (Rice's whale), 1418 nucleotides. It is a transcript of the gene HUS1, whose product is annotated as HUS1 checkpoint clamp component. The coding region runs from base 336 to 1115 and encodes 259 amino acids. The record is from RefSeq and is a predicted model, not a curated record. Gene Ontology annotation, biological process: double-strand break repair via homologous recombination; telomere maintenance; mitotic intra-S DNA damage checkpoint signaling. NCBI's taxonomy places the organism in Eukaryota, Metazoa, Chordata, Mammalia, Artiodactyla, Balaenopteridae. The transcript has 8 exons. Gene Ontology annotation, cellular component: checkpoint clamp complex; nucleolus; site of double-strand break.